UGGCUAGCCAAUAAACUCCGGGGGAAGCAACAUAUUGAUGUGGGUGUAAUGGGACAUGUAAUAUUGCUGGAUCAAGACUAUGCUUCUGUGGUCGACUCCCCACAUCUUGCGAAGAUCUUUGCAAGAAACCACAUUUAGAAACAUUGUAUGGACAUGGUUGAAUGACUCAAGUCUUGGUUAAUAAAUAACUUUCUUUUAAACUGGUUUAUUGCUGGUCUUACAGGCUUUCUAUUUGGUGCUCUUUCAUCUCUCUAAAUUUUCAAGGAAAAACUCUGAGUCUCAAAAUGCCUCUGAGCAAGAAUAGGCUGAUUUUACUACUUGGAAUGCUCUGUGUGGAACAAUGUAAAUCUGCAACUCUCUCUCUCCCCAAAGCUCCCACUUGUGGGCAGAGUUUGGUGAAGGCACAGCCUUGGAAUUACCUUAACAUUUUCAGUCGCAUUGUUGGGGGAAGCCAAGUGGAAAAGGGUUCCUACCCCUGGCAGGUGUCUCUGAAACGAAGGCAGAAGCACAUCUGUGGUGGAACCAUCAUCUCUGCACAGUGGGUGAUUACGGCUGCUCACUGCGUUGCAAACAGAAAUAUCGCAUCAACUUUGAAUGUUACUGCUGGAGAGUAUGACUUGAGUCAUAUAGAGCCAGGGGAGCAAACCCUCACCAUUGAAACCAUCAUCAUACACCCCUACUUCUCCAUCAAGAAGCCAAUGGACUAUGAUAUUGCUCUUUUGAAGAUGGAUGGCGCCUUCCAUUUUGGCCAGUUUGUGGGCCCAAUGUGUCUUCCAGAGCCAAAGGAAGAAUUUGAGGCUGGAUUUAUUUGUACAACUGCAGGCUGGGGCCGCUCAGCUGAAGAUGGCGUUGUCUCGCAGGUAUUGCAGGAUGUGAACCUGCCCAUUUUGACCCAGGAAGAGUGUGUGGCAGCUUUGUUAACCCUAAAGAAACCCAUCAGUGGGCAGACCUUUCUCUGCACAGGUUUCCCGGAUGGAGGGAGAGAUGCAUGUCAGGGAGAUUCAGGAGGUUCCCUCAUGUGCCGGAAUAAGAAGGGGGCUUGGACUCUGGCUGGUGUGACUUCUUGGGGUUUGGGCUGUGGCCGAGGCUGGAGAAACAACAUGCAGGAAGAUAACCAGGGAUCCCCUGGGAUCUUCACAGAUCUUAGAAAAGUGCUUCCCUGGAUCCACAAACACAUCCAAAUUGCCUCAUGCAGUGAGCGGGACCAUGUGCUCCGUGAGUCUCAGGGGGAGCUGCACUUCCCAGAAAGCCCCUACCUGUAUUAUGAGAGCAAGCAGCUGUGUGUAUGGAUCCUGCUGGCACCAGAGAAGAUGCAUGUGCUGCUCAAUGUUUCCCACUUGGAUGCAGAGUCUUGUCACCACACUUACCUCUUGAUAUAUUCCUUAGAAGACAGACUUCUUGGGAAGUUCUGUGGGGAAAGCCUCCCUUCAUCAGUUCUUAUUGGCUCCAACUCUGUACAGCUGAAUUUCGUCUCUGAUGCCACAGAUCAUGCAGCUGGGUUUAAUCUCACCUAUAAAGCUCUAAAACCAAACUACCUUCCUGAUUCAGGCUGCAGUUCCCUUACUGUCCUUUUUGAAGAAGGCCUCAUACAGAGUCUUCACUAUCCUGAAUACUAUAGCAACAUGGCCAACUGUGACUGGGUUUUUCAAGCCCCCAAACACUACCUAAUAAAGCUUUCCUUUCAGAGUCUGGAAAUAGAAGAGAAUGGAGAUUGUUCUUCUGACUAUGUGGCGGUGCACAGGGAUGUAGAAGGACAGGAGGAAAUAGCAAGGUUUUGUGGUUUCAUUGCUCUUGCCCCUGUGCUGAGCUCCUCUGGUGUAAUGCUCAUCAGCUUCCAGUCAGAUAAAAAUGUGACCUACAGAGGCUUUCAAGCUACAGUCUCUUUCAUCCCUGGAACAGGUAAGAAGACAGAGGCAUCAACAUCUUGGGUCCUGAUUCCCAUCCUCGUAAUGCAGUAAGAAUGGGAAGCCUUUACAGCCCAACAUGGAUGCAGUUGGUCCUCAGCAUUUGCAGCAUCUCUGUCCUAUAAAGUCACCCUGAACACCAAAUUAGUGAUUACUGAACCUCUGCUCCGAGGAGUUAGGUUCCUGGGAGCCUCUGGUUUUAUGGGUGUUUCUGUUUAAAGUCACCUUACAUAUUGUUGGUUCAUUAACACUGAGCUCACAGCCAGUGAGCCUGUGCCUGUGCCUAUAGCCUGUGCCUCAGCAAAGCUCAUCUAUCACAUAUAUUUUCUCCAUAAGGCACAUCACAGCCUCCUUGCCCUUACGAACACUAGAUGGCACUGCAGCACAAUGUCUAGGGCCAUUUCAAACAGCAAAAUCACCAACAAAAGGCACAAAAAUGCAAAAAACCCAUGGCAUUCAAGGGACCAUGGAAAGGUCCCUUGUUUAUAGUAUAAGAGCUAAAACAAGAAGGCAGAGUGCCGCCUCAUUAGACCUCAGCUAGGAAUACGUGCAUCAGGUGACUCAAAUUGGUCACUGUUCUGCCGGUGUCCUUGAAUGAUCAUGAAAGCACCAUUCGUUCUGAGUUACAAAUAAAUGUUAGGGUGUAGGUGACUUUGCAAAUGUGGAAUCCAUGAAGAAUGAGGAUCAACUCUAUGCCUGAAUCAUGGCCUGUCCUUACUAUAUGUGUGAUCUAAGAGUCAUCUAAGACUCAUUUACUUCAGCCUCACCAUGGAAGAAUAAUACAUGCCUAGUAAGAAAGUAGAAUUAAAUCAGAUCACCCUUGGCCAUGAGCAAGUGUGUAACACAUAACAGAGGCUCGGAAAUGUGAAAUGUCUUCACCAGCUCUUAGCCCCUAGAUACACGAGCAACACAACUCCCCUCCAAGUCCUCACACCCAUGAGCAUUCUGCCCAAAUCCUACAAAGCCAUCUGUUGGCUUCUCAAGUUGUUCAUUCUUGUUAGACAAGCAGUUCUUUAUGGCAAACCCAGGUUAUAGUUAAAAUACUCCACUUUUCAAUUAAAACACCCAUGGUCCAGCCGACUGAGAUGCUCCAGAAUUCUAACAGUAGUAAUUUUCUGGUAAGUUCCAAACACUGGCCCUGUGUGUGUGAUCUGAGAAGUUGUAUAUGCUUACACUCAGAUUUAAACAUCUCCAGAUCAGAGGACAAGUCAUUGUUUUUGGAGACAUGGAACGUGCUACCUGAAGAUCACAAUGCUUCUGGUAAGCUGUUCUGGGGAAUGUGACCAAGGGAUACCCACAGAGUGUAUCAGCCAGGGUUCAACCAGAGUAUCUCAAAAAGAUAUGUUGGAGUCCUAACCUCCAGAAUGUGACCUUACUUAGUGCUAAAGUCUUUACUGAGGUAAUCAUGUUAAAGUGAGGUCAUUAGUGUGGGCCUUAACCCAAUAUGACUGCUGUCCUUAUAAAAGGAGAAAUUUGGACGUGGAGAGAGACACCCGCACAGGGAGAACGUCACAUGGACAUGAAGGUGCAGACUGGGGUGAUGUACCAUCUACAAGCCAAGGAACACGGGUGAUCGCUAGCAAACCACCGCAGGCUGUGGGAGAGGCACCAUCACCACCCACAGAAGGAUCCAACCACACUAACACCUUGAUCUCAGGCUUGUAGCCUCCAGAACUAUGACACAAUAAAUUUCUGUUCU
Acinonyx jubatus (cheetah) is the source of this 3603-nucleotide messenger RNA. RefSeq names its product ovochymase 2 (gene OVCH2). The record is from RefSeq and is a predicted model, not a curated record. Gene Ontology annotation, molecular function: serine-type endopeptidase activity. Bases 285 to 1958 code for a protein of 557 amino acids. Gene Ontology annotation, biological process: proteolysis. NCBI's taxonomy places the organism in Eukaryota, Metazoa, Chordata, Mammalia, Carnivora, Felidae. The transcript is spliced from 13 exons.